Molecule: messenger RNA, 4196 nt
Organism: Apus apus (common swift)
Lineage: Eukaryota; Metazoa; Chordata; Aves; Apodiformes; Apodidae
Gene: TRPC1
Product: transient receptor potential cation channel subfamily C member 1
Exons: 13
Coding region: 162-2507 (781 amino acids)
Biological process (GO): regulation of cytosolic calcium ion concentration; calcium ion transmembrane transport; manganese ion transport
Cellular component (GO): cation channel complex; membrane
Molecular function (GO): store-operated calcium channel activity; protein binding; inositol 1,4,5 trisphosphate binding
Source: RefSeq, a predicted model, not a curated record
GCGCCACCGCCGCGCUCCGCCCCGGAGCCUGCGCGGUGCGGCCGGAGCGCGCGCGCCCUGCGGGCCCGGGGCCCCGCGCCAGCUCCGCCGCCCCCAGCGCGGCCCCGCGGGGGCACCGGCGGCCCCGCCCGCGCGCUGAGGGGCCUGGCGCAGCCGGCGCCAUGGCCGCCUUGUACCAGAGCGCGGACCCGUCCGCCUCUGCCUCGCCGAACAAGCUGCUGGCGCUGAAGGAUGUGCGGCAGGUCAAGGAGGAGACCACCCUGGACGAGAAGCUCUUCUUGCUGGCCUGCGACAAAGGUGACUAUUACAUGGUUAAGAAACUCUUAGAGGAAAACAGCUCGGGUGAAAUGAACAUAAAUUGUGUGGAUGUGCUUGGAAGAAAUGCUGUUACCAUAACGAUUGAAAAUGAAAACUUGGACAUACUACAGCUUCUUUUGGAUUACGGCUGCCAGUCAUCAGAUGCACUUCUGGUGGCUAUUGACUCGGAAGUGGUGGGAGCUGUUGACAUCCUACUUAAUCACCGACCAAAAAGAUCCUCCAGACCAACCAUUGUAAAACUAAUGGAACGCAUUCAGAACCCGGAGUACUCAACAACCAUGGAUGUGGCACCUGUCAUUUUAGCUGCUCAUCGUAACAACUAUGAAAUUCUCACCAUGCUGUUAAAGCAAGACAUCUCAUUACCAAAGCCUCAUGCUGUAGGCUGUGAAUGCACACUGUGUACUGCAAAGAACAAAAAAGAUAGUCUGCGACAUUCCAGGUUUCGUCUUGACAUUUACCGGUGUUUGGCCAGCCCUGCUUUAAUCAUGUUGACAGAGGAGGAUCCGAUCCUGCGAGCUUUUGAACUUAGUGCAGACUUGAAGGAAUUAAGCCUUGUUGAGGUUGAAUUCAGAAAUGAUUAUGAGGAGCUAGCUCAACAGUGCAAAACCUUUGCUAAAGAUUUGCUUGCACAGGCACGGAAUUCACGGGAGCUGGAAGUUAUUCUGAAUCACACAUCCAGUGAUGAACAUGUAGACAAGCGAGGAUUGUUGGAAGAGAGGAUGAACUUAAGUCGCUUAAAACUUGCCAUCAAGUAUAAUCAAAAAGAGUUUGUUGCUCAGUCUAACUGCCAGCAGUUCCUAAACACGGUAUGGUUUGGACAGAUGGCAGGCUAUCGGCGCAAGCACACGUGCAAGAAAAUUUUGACUGUUUUGAUGGUUGGCAUUUUCUGGCCAGUUCUGUCCUUGUGUUACUUGUUAGCCCCUAAAUCUCGAGUAGGUAGAAUGAUUCACACUCCUUUUAUGAAGUUUAUUAUUCAUGGAGCUUCAUAUUUCACGUUUCUGCUGUUACUUAAUUUGUACUCCCUUGUCUACAAUGAGAAUAAAAAGAAUACAAUGGGACCAGCCCUCGAGAGAAUAGACUACCUUCUGAUUAUAUGGCUCAUUGGAAUGGUGUGGUCAGAUGUUAAGAGACUCUGGUAUGAUGGUUUAGAAGACUUUUUAGAAGAAUCCCGUAACCAGCUUAGUUUUGUCAUGAAUUCUCUGUAUUUGGCUACUUUUGCUCUCAAAGUAGUUGCCCAUAACAAGUUUCAUGAUUAUGCUGAAAGGAAGGACUGGGAUGCAUUCCAUCCUACCCUAGUGGCAGAAGGUCUUUUUGCUUUUGCUAAUGUUCUUAGUUAUCUGCGUCUCUUCUUCAUGUACACAACCAGCUCUAUUCUGGGACCACUCCAGAUUUCAAUGGGCCAGAUGCUACAAGAUUUUGGAAAAUUUCUGGGCAUGUUUCUUCUUGUCUUGUUCUCAUUCACAAUUGGAUUGACACAACUUUAUGAUAAAGGAUUUACUGUAAAUGAAGAAAAGGACUGUGCUGGAAUUUUCUGUGAACAACAGAGCAACGACACGUUCCAUUCGUUUAUUGGCACAUGUUUUGCUCUCUUCUGGUAUAUCUUCUCCCUGGCACACGUUGCAAUCUUUGUCACACGUUUUAGCUAUGGUGAAGAAUUACAGUCUUUUGUGGGUGCUGUUAUUGUUGGUACCUACAAUGUGGUGGUUGUCAUAGUAUUAACUAAACUACUUGUGGCAAUGCUUCAUAAAAGCUUUCAGCUGAUUGCAAAUCAUGAAGAUAAAGAAUGGAAGUUUGCUCGUGCCAAGCUUUGGCUUAGCUACUUUGAUGACAAAUGCACACUACCUCCACCUUUCAAUGUUAUUCCCUCCCCCAAGACCAUCUGUUAUCUUUUCAACAGUCUCAGUAAAUGGAUCUGCUCUCAUACAUCAAGUGGCAAAGUGAAACGUCAGAACAGCCUGAAGGAAUGGAGAAAUCUGAAGCAAAAGAGAGAUGAGAAUUAUCAAAAGGUGAUGUGUUGUUUAGUCCACCGUUACUUGACUUCCAUGAGACAGAAGAUGCAAAGCACAGAUCAGGCAACUGUGGAAAACCUGAAUGAACUGCGGCAAGACUUAUCAAAAUUCCGAAAUGAAAUGAGAGACCUGCUUGGGUUUCGAACGUCUAAAUAUGCUAUGUUUUAUCCAAGAAACUAAGGCCUAACUUUUAAGUUCAGUGUGUAUAUUUUUAGGUACGUAGAGGUGAAAGUUUUUGCCCAAUUCUGUUGCCAGACCAAACAGAAAAUAUUAUUAUUGCACAAUAAUACAUUUGAAAAUGCAUUUGCAUGAGUAGCAGCUAGAUACAGAGGUGGUGAAAGGAAAUGCAAACCCAGAUAUCAUCCAUUUCUUAAGCUCUUAAUCCUUGUGUGUGUAUAUAAAAUUUGUAUAUAGGGAUUUUUUUAAUGUUCUUCAGCUGUCAGGUGUCAGAGCUUCGUAACUAGCACAAUGUUUAUUUCUUCUAUUUUUGCUGUUUGUUCCUUUUGAUACUUGAUUUUCAAGCUGUGUGAGAAGACAGGCUUUUUAAUCCAGCCUAUUUUUAUUUUUAAUAGAAAAGUCAGAUGUAGAGUAGUAGAAAAUUUCCAGCACAGUUGGAAAUCAUGUUUGACUGUAGGUUACAGUGCAUGUGAAGACUGUAUGGCUCUGAAAGAGGCAGUUCUAGUGCCAAGUUUUGUAAGUUAACAUAGAUGGUAUACUAACAUUUAGAGAAUACAGAAAAUAAAAUAAUUACUCUUCCCUUUCAUGGGAACAGAAAUUUUGAACUCGGAAUAGACUGACCAUUUCUUGAAUGUUUAUGGUUAUAUGCAAGACAAUCAGUUCCUGCUUGGAUUUUUCAGUGGUGCCUCAAAAUCAUGUCAUGAUUGGGAAAAGAACUUGAAAACUAACCUGUGAACUUUCAAUGUUGUAUAUCUUGGGUUUUUAAAAUCCAGAUGACAAAUUAUUUGAAUUGUUAAAACCUGAGAUUUAACAAAAAUGAGGCAGAGCACCUGAGUGCUAUUGUUUGCAAUGCUGAACAAUUCCUUUGAAACUCUGUACACUUCUUUCUGUGAGGACGUACGUGGUAUCUGGUCAUUGGACAGAUGUGGAGUAGAAGGGCCUGCUUUGGACAGGUUUUACACAUCUUUUAAACUGGUUUGGGUUUUUUUUCCCUUUUUUUUUUAUUACCACAAUUGUUGCCAAGCUAAACUUUUGUGUGUGUGUGAAGAAUAAUAAGUUUUCUGAGAACAUGUGGUUUGACUUGGCUUCCAAUGGACAGUAAGGGCUUUGGGGAUUUUCUGUGCUAGAAGGUCCUGUCUGGCUUUAUAUGCUUAUAUAUACUUCAAGUUGACAAAUUGUAAUUGAGAAAUGUGAGAUUCCUGUAUUUUUAGUUAAGAAAUAAGUAUAUUUAUGACAGCUAAAGGAUUGACAAUUUUACUGUCAUGAUGGUGCUCUUGUAAAAUGGUCUUACGUCCGGAAGGCGCAGGUAGCCGUAGUGAUCUGACUGCAGUUGAUCUUGGGAAGUUGAUAGAGUAGAGGCUUAUGAGGAUGUUAACUUUUUGGAAGGAACUCUUUUAAAACUUUCUUGUAAAAGUAAUAUAUUUUCUGUACUAUUAAAUUAUGUAUAUCUGAACUCGGUUUUGAUACUUUGCUUCCAGAAGUCAUAUGGUAUAGAGGUGUUCUGGUAAGUCUUUAGGCUUUUCAUGUGAGUUAGAAGCUAACCUCUCAUAUUCAAAGCAAAGAGGAUCACUGAAUUUUGUAUUUGGACUUGGAUCUUGUGUUUGAAUAAUACACCAACAUAAAAGCUAUGUGCUGUGUAUGUUAUGUAUAUUCAAGAAAGGAAGCAGACAAAUAAAAGCUCUUUGAAAAAUA